AUGUCAAAGCUGCCCGAGCCGCAUUGCAUCAACAAUUUUACCAGACAAUUGAUGGAACGGACUGACAUUUUGGAGUGUGCAUGGAACAAACAAGAGCAAGAAAACGGCGACAAUGAGGAUGAAGAGGAAGGGUCAAUAAACAAAGGGAAAAAUGAGAGCAAUGCUAACAUUGAAACCGAUCAAAAGACUAGAGAACGAUCACCAAAUGAAUUUGAAAAAAUUUCUUAUUGGAGAGUUCUUUCUGUAUACGUUUGUUGGGUAAUACUCUUUUUGUUCGGUUAUUUCAGAGAAUUCCUUCGAAACUUCGGGCUAGAGAAAAGUUACGCCGAAGCUGAGCUGGAGAAGCAAAAGCAUUUCCCUCCAUUGUUCAACGACAUCGAAUCCGUCUAUAAAAGGAAUUGUUACAUGAGAGUUCGCGAUGUUUUUGAGCGACCGAUUGCAAGCACUCCUGGAGCUAAGGUCAAUCUUCUCGAUCGUUACACUGAAGAUCACAAUUGGAGUUUCAAAUUCACUGGUACUCAAACGGAAGUCAUCAACGUUGCUUCUUACAACUAUCUUGGAUUUGCACAGAAUGAAGGUGUUUGUGCUGAAGCAGCAGCAGCAAAAAUUGAUGAAGAAGGGAUUUCCAAUUGUAGCACAAUUCACGAAUUUGGCCGUUCUCUUUCUCAAGAUCGCUUGGAGAUGCUUGUUGCGAAAUUCUUGAAUGUCGAUGAUUCGAUUUGUUUCUCGAUGGGAUUUGCCACGAAUUCGAUGAAUGCUCCAUCACUCGUUGAUAAGAACUCAUUGAUCAUUUCGGAUGAGCUCAAUCACGCAUCAUUGAUUCUCGGAUGCCGACUCUCUGGCGCUAACACAAAGGUUUUCAAGCAUAAUGACAUGGCCUCUCUGGAAACGAUUCUGCGAGAUUCGAUUGCUUACGGGAACCUCAAAACAUUAAGGCCAUACACAAAGGGAAUCUAUUCUAUGGAAGGUUCGAUCGCAAAUCUUGCACGAAUUAUUGAGUUGAAAAAGAAAUAUGGAGCUUAUCUCUAUCUCGAUGAAGCUCAUUCAAUUGGUGCAAUGGGUCGUUCGGGGCGUGGUAUGGUAGAAUAUUGGGAUUGUAAUCCAAAAGAUAUCGACAUUCUGAUGGGCACUUUCACAAAGAGCUUCGGAUCUGUCGGUGGAUAUAUUGCUGGGUCAAAGAAAGUCAUCGACCAUUUGCGAGUGUGUUCACCAACCGGCUACUACUCAAGUCCGAUGUCUCCGCCGAUUUGCGAGCAAGUUUACAAGUCAAUGUCGAUUAUUAUGGGGCUUGAUGGGACAAAUGAUGGUCAAUCUCGAGUUGAUCGCCUUGCUCGGAAUUCCCGCUAUCUUCGUCUUCGCCUCAAACAACAGGGCUACAUUGUGUAUGGAUCGGAUGACAGUCCCGUUGUGCCUGUUUUACUUUACUAUCCAUCGUUUUGCGGGUUUUAUGGUCGUGAAAUGUUGGCUCGUGGAAUAGCAGCGGUGGUUGUCUCGUUUCCUGCAACUGUUAUGACGGAGGGAAGGAUUCGAUUCUGUCUUUCGGCUGCUCACACAAAAGAACAACUUGAUCAGGUCUUGCAAGCAAUGGCUGAAAUCGGUGUGGAGAGUUGGUCCAGUUCGUUCUCCAAAAACAAGAAGGUUUACGAGAAUAUGAAUAUUCAGUGG
Mesorhabditis belari is the source of this 1665-nucleotide messenger RNA. The record is from the annotation of a GenBank genome assembly. NCBI's taxonomy places the organism in Eukaryota, Metazoa, Nematoda, Chromadorea, Rhabditida, Rhabditidae.